Molecule: messenger RNA, 1735 nt
Organism: Terrapene triunguis (Three-toed box turtle)
Lineage: Eukaryota; Metazoa; Chordata; Testudines; Emydidae
Gene: CD99L2
Product: CD99 molecule like 2
Exons: 13
Coding region: 119-970 (283 amino acids)
Source: RefSeq, a predicted model, not a curated record
CCCGCCCGCCCCUCGCCUUGACGGCAGACGCCUGGCCGGGUGGCUGAGAGGAGCCCCGCCGCCGCAGCCGCCUCUCGCGCCGGGGUCCCGCCGCCCUCCUGCCCGCCCCAGCCUGGCCAUGGCCGGCCGCUCGCUCCUGCUGGCCGCCGCCCUCGCCGCCCUGCUCGGGAGAGGAUAUGGUGAUGAUUCUGAUGACUUCCGUUUAGAGGAUGCACUUGAUGAUCAUUCAACCAAGCGACCUACUCCCAAGUUGCCCAAAAAGCCAUUGGAUGGAACAGGAUAUGGGGAUGGUUUGGACGAUUUCAGUUUGUCAGAUGCACUGGAUGACCUUUCCACCAAGCGACCUACUCCCACGCUACCCAGAAAGCCAUCGGGUGGAACAGAUGAUAUUAGUUUAUGGGAUGUGAUCCACACCACCACAACCAAGAAGCCAAAAACCACCAAGGCCCCGCCCAAAAAGAAUCCAGCAAAGGAUCCUGCGGACUUUGACUUAUCCGAUGCGCUAGAUGAUCAGAAUGAUGGGAAAGGCGGUGGGAAACCAAAUGUAAAACCUGGUGAAGGCUCGAAAGGUAAAGAUAACCCUUCAAGAGGUGGAAAACAGGGAAGUCAGCACAUUUUUUUUUUUUUUUUUUUUUUUUUUGACGUUUUGGCCGGUGUUUUGGACGAUGGGAAGUACCAUCCUGAUAAGAAGAAAGGUGGCAGCGACUACGAUGCAGGCACCACCGCCGAGACUGGGACAAUAGCGGGAAUAGCCAGUGCUCUUGUCGUGGCAUUGGUUGGCGCCGUCUCCAGUUACAUUUCCUAUCAGCAAAAGAAGUUUUGCUUCAGCAUACAACAGGGUCUUAACGCAGAGUACGUGAAAGGAGAAAACACAGAAGCUGUUGUAACUGAAGAACCUCAAGUUAAAUAUUCAGUCCUAGAAACACAGUCAGCAGAGGCGCCACCACCACAAGACAAUGCGAAGGUCUAAAGCAUGGCCUUGGGCUGGAAGAGAAUCAGUCAGCGGCAAACACACACACACAAAACCAUCUCACAUGCUUGUAAUUCAGCUUUUUAUUUAAUUUGGAUCCAAGCUAUUUAAUGUGUAUUUAGACUAGAAGUGGCUUCUUGUUGAUAUAGGCGGUAGGGCUAGAAUGUCAGUGUCUUUUUAUUUUUUUGUAAAGAGUUGUAUGUUUACAUGGAAUUUAAUAAUGUAGGAUGGAUUACACUUUGUGUACAAAACAACAAAAGGUGCUUCAAUAGCCUUUCAAGCAAUGUUUAGGAUUUUCACGUUCGGGACAAGCAGCUGGGAUAAUGUCUUUUUCAAAGAGUGCCAGAGCGUACAGGUGUGAGGACGAUAAAGUGCCUGUAAAAUAACGAUCCAAAGCAAACCAUGCAAGAACCUUUGUAAAUCACUUCCAGUCAAUUUCUGCCAUCAGCUAUGCGCAUGCAGUGUCCAGUGUCAGCAGUGAAAAUUGUGUGUGUAGCUGAGGGUAGAUUUUGCUCCUUAGAGUAGCUACACUUAAAAAUAAAGUGCCUAUGGGUAGAUCCUCAUUUAGGGGCCCAGCCUGGGGGGUAACAAAGAUCUCUACUCAUUGGAGUCACAGAGUUGAGGGUGCACAUCUCACGCUACUAGGCUUCUACCCACCUUUAAGGACCUGAUUUUGAUACCAGAUAACUAUUCCUUGACUUUAGCAAAGCUUUUCAUACGGUCUCCCACAGUAUUCUUGCCGCCAAGUUAAAGAAGUAUGGGCUG